AUGCGGGGCUCGACGGAGAAGGCGCCGCCCCCCCCCCCCACUGCCCGGCUCCCGGUGAAGGGGGUCGGACGGAGGAGUAGGGAGAAAGGGAGAGAGGGAGGAGGACUGCGGACGGCGAAGGGCGACGGUCCCCGGGCGGGGGUCCGCGCACGACGCGCCGGGCGUCCCGAUCGGUCUGCACUUAGGGGGAUGAAGGCGGACGAGUCCGCCUGUGACAGCCCCAGCCGCGGAAGCAUGCUCUCAGAGACCGGGGGUUUAAACGAGCUUGGAGAACCUACGGGCGCUCCAUCCCCGCACCGGUGGCCCGGUACAGGGGGAGGAGACAUUGAACCCCCCGUGCCCCCUCCGGAAGAGGGGGGAGAGUUGGGUACCCACCGGUGCACGGAGGAUGGCCAGGGCCUGAGCCGCCGCACCGCGCUGAGUGUCACGGUUCCGAGGGAGACCUCCAACACGCGGCCCGUCGUCAAGUCCCGCAGAGGCCCUGACGGGAGCAGGCCGGCGGGGCCGCGCGCUUUGUUGGCAGAGGCAGGCGAGCAACGGCAGAGGUGCCUUCAGCGGGUGGCAGGGACCCAGACCAGGGGUCGGGCCCGGCUCGGGGCGAGGCCCACGGGAGGCACCGGGCGUCGGGGGAACGGGGGAGGGAAAGAGGAAAAGACGAGACGCCCAGCCGCGCAGCACGGCAGACCCGCCCGGCCUGCACCCCCCCCGUAUGGAGACGUACAGACGGAGAGGAGGGAGGAUGCCGAGGACCUCACUGAACCAUCCAAUCGGUAG
Fundulus heteroclitus (mummichog) is the source of this 774-nucleotide messenger RNA. Its product is annotated as basic salivary proline-rich protein 3-like. The transcript has 3 exons. Lineage: Eukaryota; Metazoa; Chordata; Actinopteri; Cyprinodontiformes; Fundulidae. The record is from RefSeq and is a predicted model, not a curated record. The coding region runs from base 1 to 774 and encodes 257 amino acids.